UGAAUAGAAUAUUAUACAAAGCAAGGCAAUUUAACACAAAUAGUCAAUUUAACACUGUUUUAGCCUUGCCUACUUCUUUACCAGUUCGAACCACCGCUGUGAUCUGUCAGUCCAGGGUCGAUCCUUCACUCCAACUUUGCAUUACCACAAGGUCCAUUCCCGGAAAAGGCGCGAAGAAGCAUUCAGACUCCCGGCAAACCUUGUGCGUGGUUGCAAUCCUUUUGCUGAGAUUAUAUUGUCACUGAACCUUUUUGGGGAGACGUGUAACUUAUAAAAAGAGCAAGCCAAUCCUCAGCCUUGAGGCUUUUGGUCUUCCAAAUUUUCUAUAUAUCCUCUCUUUUUCCCUACCUCUUCCCCAUUACUCUCCUUUGUUAAACCAACUAACUACAACAAUGCAUUGGAAAUCCUUUGUUGCACUCACCACCUUAGCCGCCGCUGCUCAAGCUGCCGAGAAGAAGGCAGUUUCUAGCGCUGCUAAGAGCAGCACCACUGCUGCUCCUAAGAGCACUGCUGCCGCUGCUACUACUAGCGCUGCUGCUGCUGCCUCCCCCCUUACCGGUGGCACUAACCCCCUCGCCAUCACCAUCCCCAGCAUCCCUCAAACCACAUCCUAUGACGUUAACACCGAAUGCCAGGCUUACAGCGUCCCUGGUUUGACCAUUGAUCCUAAGCAAUGGCCCAAUAUUUGGGAAACUGCCACUACCAAUGGUAUGAACACCAGUGCUGAAUUCACCUCUUUGUACAAUUCCAUUGAUUGGACCAAGAAGCCCACUGCUCCCGUUCGUAAGGCCACUGCUGCUGGCGGUCUUGACUUCACUGGCUACAGUGCCACCACUGAUCCUGACUGCUGGUGGUCUAGCUCCCUCUGCACCAUUCCCAAGGCUGCUGGUAUCAAUGCUGAUAUCUACCGUUGCGAGGAACCUGAAACCUGGGGUUUGACCUACGAUGAUGGUCCUAACUGCUCCCACAAUGCUUUCUAUGACUUUUUGCAACAGCAAAACUUGAAGGCCAGUAUGUUCUAUAUUGGUUCCAACGUCUUGGAUUGGCCCUAUGGUGCCAUGCGUGGUCUUAAGGAUGGCCAUCAUAUUGCUGACCACACCUGGUCCCAUCAGCUUAUGACCACCUUGACUGAUCAAGAAGUCCUUGCCGAACUUUACUAUACCCAAAAGGCCAUCAAGUUUGUUACUGGUGUUACCCCCAAGUACUGGCGUCCUGCCUUCGGUGAUGUUGAUGACCGUGUCAGAUGGAUCGCCACCCAACUCAACUUGACUGCCGUCAUCUGGGAUCUCGACACUGAUGACUGGGCUGCUGGCAAUUCCGUUCCUGAAACCACUGUUGAACAGACCUACCAAGAUUUCAUCACUAUGGGUACCAACGGUAGUUAUGCUACCUACGGUAACAUUGUCUUGACCCACGAAAUUGAUAACACUACCAUGACUCUUGCCAUGAAGUAUCUUCCUCAAAUUAAGGCUGCUUACAAGAACGUUUUGGAUGUCGCUACCUGCAACAACAUCACUAACCCAUACAUGGAGGACUCCGUCACCAUGACUCCCUUCGGCAAUGCUACCACCACCAACACCACCACUGCUGCUUCUGGUUCCGGCGUCGCCCCCGCUGCCAGUGGUUCUGCUGCUCCCGCUACAUCUGCCAAGUCCGGUGCUUCCGCAUUGACUGCUCCUGCUUCCCUCCUUGCUCUUGUUGCACUUGCUGUCUUUGCUCAAUAAAAAAAAAAAGUAAUUUGUGGAUUUCCCUCCCUCUUUUCCUCCAUCUAAA
Molecule: messenger RNA, 1773 nt
Organism: Umbelopsis ramanniana AG
Lineage: Eukaryota; Fungi; Mucoromycota; Umbelopsidomycetes; Umbelopsidales; Umbelopsidaceae
Exons: 1
Coding region: 393-1724 (443 amino acids)
Biological process (GO): carbohydrate metabolic process
Cellular component (GO): membrane
Molecular function (GO): chitin deacetylase activity
Source: RefSeq, a predicted model, not a curated record